Caenorhabditis sp. 36 PRJEB53466 is the source of this 395-nucleotide messenger RNA. Lineage: Eukaryota; Metazoa; Nematoda; Chromadorea; Rhabditida; Rhabditidae. The record is from the annotation of a GenBank genome assembly.
AUGUCCGCCGAAGAUCCAGCGAUUUGGGAGUCGAUUUUGGCCCUUGACAUCUGGGCCAUCAUAGUCUGGGUCUACGGUCACCUUCCAUUCGAAAUCAAAUCUUACAUAUGGUAGGCUGAGCGCAGUAAAUUUAAGGGGGCGGGACAAUGAAAAAAUAAAUAAAUUUGUGAAGUGUGAAUAUAUUGUAUGGUGAUAAUUUCAGGAUGGUCAUCCUGACCCUCAUCUUCGUCGUCCUCAUGACCACGUGCUGCGGAGUGCUCUGUUUCUUCGCUCCGUGCUGCUGCUGCGCGAUCAUGUAUAAAGGAUACCGUGCUCGACAGGCCGGUCGAAGAUCUCGAAACGAUCGCGACAACAUCGCCUACCCAUCCGCUCCCCCUCUUCUGGCAAAGGUCUGA